Molecule: messenger RNA, 3259 nt
Organism: Girardinichthys multiradiatus
Lineage: Eukaryota; Metazoa; Chordata; Actinopteri; Cyprinodontiformes; Goodeidae
Gene: slc15a2
Product: solute carrier family 15 member 2
Exons: 23
Coding region: 336-2456 (706 amino acids)
Biological process (GO): transmembrane transport; oligopeptide transport
Cellular component (GO): membrane
Molecular function (GO): dipeptide transmembrane transporter activity
Source: RefSeq, a predicted model, not a curated record
CACACAGAGGGAGUGCACGUUGCUCAUAGAGAUUUUAAAAACAAUGCGUUUCAAAUUAUUCAACGGGAGAGAGGAGGUAGCCUGGACCACACUGCCAGAACACGUUGACCCUGGUUCCAGGACCAGGUCUGGAUCUGAGCGCAACAAAGGCACCAUUGUGGACCUGGAGAGGCUGCAUCUGCUGGUUCCCCCCAUCUACACAUCCACUAACGAACCUCCUGCUCCACGGAAAAAAGAGGAGCGGUGGAGGACGGACUUGGAGGCGAACUCGGAACUGCCUGAUGCUUCAGUAAACAGAGAUACAAAAACAGAAGUCACAACGAAAAUAAAGCAACAUGGCCAAGAAACUAUUUGGAACCAAUUACCCAACCAGCAUCUGCUUUAUAGUGGUGAAUGAGUUCUGUGAACGCUUCUCCUACUAUGGCAUGAAAGCGGUGCUGACACUGUAUUUCCUCAACUACCUAAAGUGGGACAAGGACCUCUCUACUGCGAUCUAUCAUGCCUUCAGUGGCCUCUGCUACUUUACUCCCAUCCUGGGAGCUGUCAUCGCCGACUCCUGGCUUGGAAAAUUCAAGACCAUCAUCUACCUGUCCAUCGUUUACAUGAUUGGCCAUGUGGUUAAGUCUGUAGGAGCCAUCCCUUCUGUGGGAAACACUGAUGCACACAUCGCUCUGUCCAUGGUAGGCCUGAUCCUCAUCGCUUUAGGCACCGGAGGAAUCAAACCCUGCGUAGCAGCGUUUGGAGGAGAUCAAUUCGAGGAGGAACACAAAAAGGAGAGACAGAAAUUCUUCUCAAUUUUCUACAUGUCGAUCAACGCUGGGAGUGUUUUGUCGACGUUGAUAACGCCCAUCCUCAGAGGUGAUGUGCAGUGUUUUGGAAGCGAUUGCUAUGCCCUGGCCUUUGGAGUUCCUGCAGCUUUGAUGGUAGUGGCUCUAGCUGUGUUCAUAUUUGGCAGCGGUAUGUAUAAGAAGAAUCCGCCUCAGGGAAACGUCCUCGGGGAAGUCUGCAAAUGUAUUGGUUUUGCCAUCAAAAAUCGCUGGAACAGCUCGAAGUCUGACCACAAGAGGAAACACUGGCUGGACUGGGCUGAGGACAAGUACCCGGAGCGUCUGAUUCAGGAGAUUAAGAUGGUUCUGCGGGUUCUGGUGCUCUACAUCCCUCUGCCAAUGUUCUGGGCUCUGUUUGAUCAGCAGGGUUCCCGCUGGACUCUUCAAGCCACAAGGAUGAACAUGGCUUUUGGAGAAUCCUUCAUAGUUAAGCCUGACCAGAUGCAGAUGCUGAACGCGCUGCUGAUUCUCAUCUUUGUACCCAUCUUUGACCUGCUCAUAUAUCCACUCGUUGGCCUCUGCAGAAUCAACAUCACGCCCCUGAGGAAAAUGGCCGCAGGAAUGAUCUUUGCAGCCCUAGCCUUCGGGGCAGCCACCCUGGUGGAGGUCAAUGUUGUGAAAACGGUGGUGGAACCGGCACCUGCUGAGCAGUGUCUGCUGCAGGUUUUUAAUCUGGCUGAAGGAGACAUUAAUGUGGGGGUCGCUGGCAGCGACCUGUUUCAAGACCCGAUCCCAAAGCUUCAGGACCCUCCUGCAUAUGAAACUCUUCCACUAGGGGCUCCUGUAAAGGAACUGAAUAUUAAUGUCACAUUUUCAGAGUCAAAACAUACUUGCAGACACACGUUUGAAGAACAAAAGGCUUACAGUCUCAUCAUAUACACGGACAUUACUGGUAUUAACUGCAAACUGGUGGAGGACUACAUAAAGAAAAAUGAAUCUGGAAACCCUAACGUGCGCUUCUUCAACACACGGGCAGAAGCCAUAAACAUAACCGUGGGAGAAACUUGGUUUUAUGUGCCCCCUGACCACAGCAUGUCUCCAAACAAGAGCGUGACUCGGGGAAACUACCCGUCAGUCGGUUGCAGCCUCCGGUCAAAGACAUGUGACGAUCUCAACCUGGGCCUGCUGGACUUUGGCGCUUCUUACACUUUCAUCCUCAUGGAGGUCAAGGAAUCUGGCAAGAUCAUGACUAAAAUGGAGGAUGUACAAGCCAACAACGUGCACAUCGCCUGGCAGGUCCCCCAGUACGUCCUCAUCACGGCCGGAGAAGUCAUGUUCUCCAUCACGGGCUUGGAGUUCUCCUACUCACAGGCUCCAAACAACAUGAAGUCUGUGCUGCAGGCUGGCUGGCUGCUCACUGUUGCAUUUGGGAACGUGAUCGUGCUGAUUGUGGCUGAGGGGGCGGGACUAGAUCAGUGGAAAGAGUUCCUGCUGUUUGCUGCCCUCCUGCUGGGCGUUUGCAUCAUCUUCUCCAUCAUGGCCUACUUCUACACCUACGUUGACCCCGACCAGCUGAACAAAAUGUACUCUGAAGACUCUGGAAAGGAGGAGAAUGAUGAUGACAAGAAGAAUAAAAAUGACAACAUACCACUGAAGAAACCAGAGCACCAGAAGAGCACCAGAAUGUAGAUUUGCCAUAUAACAAAUGGUGCCAUUUAAUUUUGGUUAAUUAUUUUCAGGUAUUAUUUGGUUACUAGACACUACUUUUGAUUUAGAGGUGUUUGUGUUUUAAAGUGUUUGUGGUAUUUAAAAAAAAUAGAUCCGUCAAAUGUUUCAACGGCAUUGCAGAGUUUGUAAUCCCACAGGAAGCACUGGAACCAGUUCAAAUAUGUCUAAUAAUGUUUACCAGACACAAUGGUUUCCUCUGAUCAACAGUGAAGUUUAUAAUUUGUAGAUAAUAUGUCUGCUGCAUAUCCACUCUGUUAAUGUUGUGCUUACUAUGCCGCACAGGGAAAUUCAUUUUUUGUCUUUAACAGAACACAGAAAGAUGUGGCUUACAGUCAGUCUGUAAAACCGCACAAAAUCUAAAGACAAAGGAAGGUUUACAAUGACACUGAUUUGACUUAAGCUAAAUUAGUUUCAUCAAGCUGAACUGUAAUGUGGGGGAGGAUAUGAUCACAUUUACUGUAAGUAUUAUUACCCUUCAGAUUAGGAAAGCAGGUGUUGUAAAACUCCCAUUUUGCUGCUUCUCUCCCAUGAUCCUUUUUGUUUGUGCUGACUUGUGGUCUUGAUGUACAGGGGCACUGUAAUUCUGGCAUUAACAUUCACACUAUUUAGUAGCAUGCUUCUGCUUUGUCAUUCGGGUGUGGUGCGAAAACCAAAGCUAUAGAUUUAAUCCAUGUUUUGUAACCAUAUUUUUUUUCAUUCAGUGAAAGUAAAAAUCAUUCUGCUCCCAAUACACUUGUGUAAAUAAAUAUCUGAUAGUAAAAAAA